AUGUCCCAAUUAAAAAAAUUAAAAGAGAUGCGAGCCGCGGUCGAUUGGAAUUUAGUAAAGGAGCGACGUGAUCUUCUCUUUCGACUUUUUCACUUGACGAGCGACUGGAAGAUACAGCUUCCGAAUCUUCUAGAAGAUUUUCGUGCCGAAGAAAUUGACUGGCUUCUCAUGGAGGCUAUCAAAAAUACGAGAGAUCCUCUUAAACUGCAACGAUUUAUUAAGUUUGUAGCUCGAACAGGCUUCAAGGACGAGCCGAAACUAGACGAGGCAGGCAAGCCAAUAUCUCGUCGCGUCACGGCAAUGCACAUCGCAGCUGCAUCCGGGUUGAACGUGAUUCGUGACCUUUUCGAAAUAUAUGACAGAUUUGACGUGAAUUUCAGCUGUGAAUACGGUAUUACUCAUUUUCAUCUGGCUUGCGAGUUUGGCUUGGACGACGUGGUGAAGAAAUUCCUCGACCUUGGCCAGGAUCCCAAUCUCCUCGUGCAUCAUACAGGUGAUUCGCCGCUACACUUUGCUGCGGCAGUUAAUUACGACGACACAUCGAAGGUCAUCGAGUUGCUAUUGAGGAGAGGAGCCAAAUCAAAUUUAGCUAACAAGGCGGGACAGACUCCUCUGCACAAUUUUUCCAUACAUACCGAUGAUCAUCACGUUGACUUGGCCAAGUUUUUUUUCAAGAUCUGUGACGACCUACGGCAUAUGGUGCCGGUCGAUUUCAGGGACAAGUCGGGUAGGACGCCGCUGCACUUGGCUGUGAAAUACAGAAAUAAGAAGCUCGUCGCAUUGCUGCUGAAACGAAGCGCCAAUCCGAAUUUCAUCGAUCACGAGGGUUCAACUCCUCUGCACUAUAUUUGCGAGAAAGUCGAUGACAAAGGUUUGGCGAAGAUGUUAUUCGAAUUCUGCGACGAAAAUAAUAAAAUUUUGCGGAUCGAUGUUCAGAACAAUUUGGGCAAUACACCAUUGCACGAGGCUCUCAAAUGCGGUGACAAGAAGAUGGUCGAAUUGCUAUUGAGAAGAGGCGCCAACCCCAAUAUAGCCAAUGCGAAAGGAUGGACCCCUCUGCACAUCAUUCACAAGAGAGAUUACGGUCAAGGCCUAGCCGAGCUAUUCUUCAAGACCUGCGACGAUCUAGGGCAGACGGUGCAGGUCGAUGCUCGGGACAAGGAAGGUAAUACGCCGUUGCACGAGGCAUUAAUAAACCGCAUCAGACAUCUGGUCGAAUUGUUAGUGAAAAGAGGCGUGAAUCUAAAUAUAGCCAACAAUGAUGGAUACACUCCUCUACACCUCAUUAGCGAGUAUGUCUACGACGAAGAAGAUGAAUUGUUGAAGAUGUUAUUCGAAUUCUGCGACGAAAACAAUCAAAUUUUGCCGCUCAAUGUUCAGAACAAGUUGGGCAAUACACCAUUGCACGAGGCAUUAAUACACCGCAACGGACAGCUGGUCGAAUGGCUACUAAGAAGAGACGUGGAUCUAAAUAUAGCCAACAAUUAUGGAACGACAUCUCUACACCUCAUUAGCGAGUAUGUCGAAGACGAUGAAUUGGCGGAGAUGUUCUUCGAGAACUGGGACAAACGACAGCAGACGGCUCAAAUCGACGCCCGGGACAAGUCUGGUAACACACCGCUACUUGUGGCUUUGGAAUACCACAAAAAUAUGCUGGUCGAAUUGCUAUUGGAAAGAGGCGCUGAUCAAUGUUCAGCAAAUAACUUCGGAGAGACUCCUCUACACUUCAUUAGCAUGUAUGACCGCGACGACGAAGACGACGAAUUAGUGGAGAUGUUCUUCGAGAUCUGGGACGAACGACAGCAGACGGCUCGAGUCGAUGUUCAGGACGAAAAGGGUAAUACACCGUUGCACUAUGCCGCGGAUCGGGGUAACAAGAAGGUGGUCGAGCUGCUGCUGAGAAGAGGCGCAAAUGCAAAUUUAGUCACCAAUUAUGGUACGACUCCUCUGCAUAACAUUUGCUGCCAUAGAGACAGCGAAGACUUGGCGAAACUAUUCUUCGAUAUUUGCGACGGACUACAGCUGAAGGUUCAAGUCGACGCCGUGGACAUUUUUGGUGAUACACCAUUGCACUUGGUUUUCUACCACCUUGAACCAUUUACCGGCAAUCCACAGUUGAUUAAAUUGCUUCUGGAAAGAAGCGCUGAUCCGAAUCUGGUUAACGAGGAAGGAAAGACAUCACUGCAUAUGAUUUGCAAGAGAGCCUCGAGUCGAGACGAGUUGUUGGUGAUGUUUCCUCGGCUGGCGCAGCUCGAAGUCGUGGACAAAUUGGGCCGGACACCUCUUCGAUGGGCCGUGGAAAAUCUGGUUCCUCGCGUGGUCGAUAUACUCUUGGAUCACGGGGCCGAUCUGUCGAGCUUCGUUUUCCCCACCGCGAGUGACUUCGCCGAGAGGUUGGAUACGCGAGUCUUCAGCAGUAUUUAUGAUAAUUUUAAAUUGAUAAUGGCGUCUAGUCUUCUGUCCAUCGCUGAAAAUCUUGAGCAAAGAGGAUACGAGUUUAGCCGAAGCGACGCCCUGACGAUCAUGAAAUUCUUCGCUGAACGAUAUUUGUUCGAGAAGCCGUCGAAUCUGGAUAAAUGUUGGUACGAGGACGAGGAGUUCGUGAGCCAAGCGAAAGAAAUUAUGAUAAAGGAUAACGACCCGAGUCUAUCGCUCUACGAGUGGAGCAAGUUAACACUCGAAGAGGAAGAAAAACUACUCACAUAUGAGGACUACUUCAAAUUUGCGAGAUUUGAUCAUCUUUCGAUACUUUCCGAAGAAGUUAAAGAGGCUUGUCAGUUGCGUCUGUGCGAGAUGAUGUCCAGAGGAUAUUUUCGGCGCUGGGCACUGGAUCCUUACAUGAAUCUCAUACGCUAUCGACUACCGAUAACCUGCUGUGAACAGAUCCUUAGCAAGAUGAUGAACGAAGAUUUAUACCAUAUUUGCUUGGCAGACGCAUAA
Messenger RNA from Trichogramma pretiosum, 2940 nucleotides. RefSeq names its product ankyrin-3-like. NCBI's taxonomy places the organism in Eukaryota, Metazoa, Arthropoda, Insecta, Hymenoptera, Trichogrammatidae. The coding region runs from base 1 to 2940 and encodes 979 amino acids. The transcript has a single exon. Gene Ontology annotation, biological process: protein localization to ciliary inversin compartment. Gene Ontology annotation, cellular component: ciliary inversin compartment. The record is from RefSeq and is a predicted model, not a curated record. Gene Ontology annotation, molecular function: protein binding.